AUGCCAUUAUUCAAUCAAAAUCAAAAUCAAGGCCAACAAGGUCAAAAUCAAGACCCUUUUGUUCAACCACAUGAAUAUCAAGGUGAACCAGAUAAUAAUAAUUACUAUGGUGAUGAAAAACAAGGUUUACCAAAUCCUCAAGGUCAAACAUUUGAUGAAGCUUUCCAAGUUGAAAAACCAAAAUGGAAUGAUAUUCCUUUUACAAUCUUCUUUUUAGCUGUUGUUGCUGGAUUUAUUGCAGUUGCAGCUUUAACUUUAAGAGGUUAUGCUCAAACUUAUGCUCAACAAGGUUCAGGUAUUUAUAAUAAUACUUCAAGUUUUACUUUAAAUACAAAUACUGUUAUUUUAUUUGUAUUUGUUAUUGUUGUUGCUUUAAUUAUUGCAGCUUCAACUUUAGCAUUUGCAAGAAUUCAUCCAAAAGGUUUCAUUACAACUGGUAUUAUUGUUAAUAUUAUUAUGGGUAUUGGUACUGCAAUUGCUUAUUUUGUUAUGCAUUAUUAUUCUGCAGCUGUUGUUUUCUUAGUUUUUACAUUAAUUUCUGCUUGGUGUUAUUGGAGUAUGAGAUCAAGAAUUCCAUUUUCUGCAGAAGUUUUAGUUACAGUUAUUGAUGUUAUGAAGAAUUAUAAAUCUUCAUUAAUUGUUUCUGCAUUAGGUUUAUUAGUUUCUGGUGUCUUUUCAAUAUUAUUUAGUGCAGUUGUUGUUGCAACUUAUAUGAAAUAUGAUCCAAAACAAUCAAAUGAAGGUUGUUCAGUUUCAGGUGGUGGUUGUUCAAAAGGUAAAUUAAUUGGUAUAUUAGUUUUUGUUUUCUUUGCAGGUUAUUAUAUUACUGAAGUUAUUAGAAAUGUUAUUCAUGUUACAAUUUCAGGUAUUUAUGGUACUUGGUAUUAUUUAUCACAAUCUGAUCAAGGUCAACCAAAACAUCCAGCUUCUGGUGCUUUCAAAAGAGCUAUGACUUAUUCAUUUGGUUCAAUUUGUUUUGGUUCUUUAAUUGUUACAUUUAUUGAUUUAUUAAAACAAGGUUUAAAUAUCUUACGUCAAAAUGCUUCAGCUGCUGGAGAAAAUUGUGCUCAAUGUGGUUAUUUAAUCUUGGAUAUCUUAUUAAACAUUAUUGAAUGGUUAGCUCGUUUCUUUAAUCAAUAUGCUUAUUCUUAUAUUGCAUUAUAUGGUGAAAGUUAUAUUAGUUCAGCAAAGGCAACAUGGCAUUUAAUUAGACAAAAGGGUAUUGAUGCUUUAGUUAAUCAAUGUUUAGUUGGUACUGCAUUAGGAUUUUAUGCAUUAUUUAAUGCUUAUACUUGUGCUUUAUUAGCAUUUUUAUAUGUUAGAUUAACAAAACCUGAAUAUAAUUCAGAAGGUACAUUUUAUGCCCCAGUUGUUGCAUUUACUUUUACAAUUGCUAUGCAAAUUUCAAAUAUUGUUACUCAACCUUUAAGAUCUGGUACUUCAACUUUUUUCAUUGCUUUAGCUCGUGAUCCUGAAGUUUAUCAACAAAGUUAUCCAAAUAGAUUUAAUAAAAUUGCUGAAACUUAUCCAAAUGUUUUUGAUAAAUUAAGAUCAAGAUAA
Molecule: messenger RNA, 1560 nt
Organism: Hansenula ciferrii
Lineage: Eukaryota; Fungi; Ascomycota; Saccharomycetes; Phaffomycetales; Wickerhamomycetaceae
Gene: PNS1
Product: Pns1p
Exons: 1
Coding region: 1-1560 (519 amino acids)
Biological process (GO): transmembrane transport
Cellular component (GO): plasma membrane
Molecular function (GO): transmembrane transporter activity
Source: RefSeq, a predicted model, not a curated record